Molecule: messenger RNA, 378 nt
Organism: Cotesia congregata
Lineage: Eukaryota; Metazoa; Arthropoda; Insecta; Hymenoptera; Braconidae
Source: the annotation of a GenBank genome assembly
AUGGUCGGCCAGUCAUUACCGAAAAAAAAAUCGUAUUGGGAUACUUACAAGCAAUGGAUAUCAUCAAAUCCGCAUUCAAUUGCUGAUAUUGAAAAGACCAUACAGUUUUUAUCAUAUUUUACUGCAGGUCGCUUUUCAGAAUCGUCGAUGGCUAGCGAAUUUAUCUACUCGUUGCCCAAUUUAUUGAUACUGCUAAAUGAUCGGCUAAUUUAUAGUAUAAAGUACAGAAAUUUGCAACUACCACAAUUCAAGUCGCAAAUAAAAAUAUGGUUAUCUACUCUAGAGUAUACUGAAGCGUUAUUUGAAGUAACUGCUAAAAAAUUGUGGGGAGAUUAUGGAAAAUGGAUUAUUAUAUUUGUUAUACAAUCUGUUAAGUAA